CGGGCAUCGGCCGCUUUCUGUGCAAGCGGACAAGACCUCCGUCACGAAACAGGACAAUCGUGGAUCUUGACUGUGUCUCCUCCUCCUCCUCCUCCUCCCUAAAGCUCCGCCUCUAACGCAGUCAGUCGCCUCCCUCCCGUCUAGAACGUUCGGCCUCUCGUCGCGCGGGGCAAACGGCCGUUUUGUCACUUGCCUGAAACUCCCGUCAAUUUGCUCAUCUACCUUCCCUCCUUCCCAUCCACGCACGUCUCCAUCGCUGAUUACCGUCAGUCAGUCUGUCGGUCGGUCGAGGGCGUAACUCGGAUAAUUAAGCUGCCUCUAGCGCACCAUCGUUACUCUGCCGCUGCUCGAGUCUCCUUGCGCUUCAUCGCAUCGCACAGUCUCGCUUCUGUUCCCGCGGGCUCCGUCAUCGCUCUCGUCGUGCGUUGACGUUGCCCAUCACUGCAGGCAGCCGCAGCAAGCGGGUCAGUUGAGGGGCCGAGAAUUCGAUUGCGGCAUUCGGUCCGACGGAGUGAGCUUGUAGGGAGGGGAGGGAAGGAAGGCUUCGAUUUGGUAUUGAGCGGCCUGGGCUGUUGGAGUUCCGAGAGCUGGUUCGGUGGAAGGAGGAGGAGGAGGGAGUUUUUCAUCUUUGCAAAAUUGCUUUCUUGCAUUUUGAUUACCGUGCUGCGUGCGUGUGCAAGCGCUGCGGGGGCCAGUCGUAAUCUCUCUUUCUCGUGAGCACAUCUUGCCGCCGUUUGGAUGUUGGGUCUCGCAUUGCGGGGGAUCAUUGGCUUUUUCCGCGUGUAGGAUUUCGGGAGUAUGGCGGAGGAACUCGGGAGGAAAGCAGAUAAAGCAUUUGUGGACGAGGAGUAUGAAACAUCUGUGCAAUUGUACAGCGAUGCCUUACAAUUGAAUCCAUCUGAUGCUGUCCUGUUCGCCAGUCGUGCCCAAGCGUACUUGAAAUUGGACCGCUACAUGGAUGCCAUUUCCGAUACCAAUAAAGCUAUUGAACUUAAUCCAAACUUGCCUAAAGCUUAUCUCCGUAAGGGAGUAGCUUGUUUCAAUUUGGAGGAAUAUCAAACUGCGAAAGCUGCAUUCGAGGCUGGUCUACAGAGGGAUCCGAACAAUCCACAACUGAAAAACAAGAUUCGAGAAUGCGAAGCUAAGUUGAUAGAAGAAGCUUCUGGAGAUCAACAAAGUGGAUUGAAAACGCCUAAGCCAUUGAGUGAAAACCCUACGCCGAUGGAAACUGUCAAGGAUGGUGACGUGGAAGCUACGCCUAUGGAAACUGCAAAUGGCGGGGAAGAGACAGCAUCACCUGCCGCCGUCCAGACUCCUCCCCCUCCUGCUCCACCUAGAUACAGGCAUGAAUUUUAUCAAACAUCAGAUACAGUUGUGGUCACUGUCUUUGCCAAAAACAUUCAAGCGGACCAACUUGAAAUCCAGUUUGGAGAACAAAUUCUCAGUCUUGAAAUCAAAGUAGCUGACGGGGAGACUUACGUACUUCAGAAUCGGUUAUUUGGCAAGAUCAAGCCUACGGAGUGCAAGUACAGUCGUUUGAGUACUAAGGUUGAAAUCAGGCUAGUCAAGGCAGAACCAGUGCAAUGGAAAAAAUUGGAGUAUGAUCCCAAGUUAGCUGAGCUUCCUGCUCCUAAAGCUAAUCCUGAAUCAUCGAAAGGAUAUCCAUCUUCGACGAAGAAGACCAAGGAUUGGGACAAACUUGAAGCGGAGGUCAAGAAGCAGGAGAAGGAUGAGAAACUAGAAGGCGAUGCGGCCUUGAACAAGCUCUUUCAAGAUAUAUACAAGGACGCAGAUGAGGAUACCCGUCGAGCCAUGAACAAAUCAUUCGUGGAAUCGAAUGGUACAGUUCUGUCUACAAACUGGAAAGAGGUUAGUAGCAAACAGGUGGAAAAGAGUCCUCCGAAGGGUAUGGAGGUCAAAAGUUGGGACCAGUGAGUGCUGCGGGAAGGGCUUGGUCCCCUUUUGUACUUGGUUGCUGUUUUUUCUACGUGGAUCCAUAGCCUCUCAGAUGGUGUGAGAUGGAUUCAUUGUAUAUAGAGGCUUGGUUUUUUUUAAGGACCUUGUAUUGUAACUCAUGCGUACGUGUAAAUUCACUGUGGGUGAUACUUCCGCAAGAGAUGACGAUGAAUUGUCGAUGUGGUUAAUCUAUGUGCAUUUGCAUGAGUCAAAAAAGCAGA
This is a messenger RNA of Marchantia polymorpha subsp. ruderalis, 2177 nucleotides long. The record is from the annotation of a GenBank genome assembly. Lineage: Eukaryota; Viridiplantae; Streptophyta; Marchantiopsida; Marchantiales; Marchantiaceae.